AUGGGGUUCACACCAGUACACGAAGAGCACCAGUACCUCAACCUGGUCCGCGAGAUCUUGGACCAGGGUGAGCGAAGACCCGAUCGCACCGGCACCGGCACCCUGUCCAUCUUCGCUCCCCCCAGCUUCAAAUUCCAGCUCAACGACAACGGCCGCCCCAUCCUCCCCCUGCUCACCACCAAGCGAGUCUUCCUCCGCGCCGUCAUCGCCGAGCUCCUCUGGUUCAUCGAGGGCAACACCUCGUCCACCGCCCUCAGCGACGUGGGCGUCAAGAUCUGGGACGGCAACGGCUCCCGCGAGUUCCUCGACAGCGUCGGGCUCACCCACCGCGACGUCGGCGACCUGGGCCCCGUCUACGGCUUCCAGUGGCGGCACUUUGGCGCAGACUAUGUCGAUGCUCAAACAGACUACGCCGGCAAGGGCGUCGACCAGCUGGCCGAGAUCAUCCACAAGCUGCGAAACAGCCCCUACGACCGCAGAAUGAUCCUCAGCGCAUGGAACCCAAAGGACUUUAAGAGCAUGGCUCUGCCGCCCUGUCACAUGUUUGCCCAGUUCUACGUUUCCUACCCCGGACGGGGACGAGGACAAAACGCCGAGGAACCGACAGAGGAGAACAAACCCAAGGGCCACCUCCACUGCCAGCUAUAUCAGCGAUCCUGCGACAUGGGCCUCGGCAUCCCGUUCAACAUUGCGAGCUACGCAUUGCUGACACAUAUGCUCGCCCACGUUUGCAAUCUUGUACCGGGAACAUUUACCCAUGUCAUGGGAGACGCACAUGUCUACAUUGACCACAUCGAUGCUCUUCGAACACAGCUGGAGCGCGAGCCGCGACCUUUCCCCGAGCUGGAAAUCACACGGGAAAAGGGCGGUAGCAUCGACGGCUGGAAAGUAGAAGACUUUGUGGUCAAGGGAUAUGACCCCCAUAAAUCAAUUCCUAUGAACAUGUCUGUAUAA
Messenger RNA from Trichoderma atroviride IMI 206040, 954 nucleotides. RefSeq lists its product as uncharacterized. The record is from RefSeq and is a predicted model, not a curated record. Gene Ontology annotation, biological process: dTMP biosynthetic process. Gene Ontology annotation, cellular component: cytosol; mitochondrion. Gene Ontology annotation, molecular function: thymidylate synthase activity. NCBI's taxonomy places the organism in Eukaryota, Fungi, Ascomycota, Sordariomycetes, Hypocreales, Hypocreaceae.